This is a messenger RNA of Prorocentrum cordatum, 327 nucleotides long. The record is from the annotation of a GenBank genome assembly. NCBI's taxonomy places the organism in Eukaryota, Dinophyceae, Prorocentrales, Prorocentraceae.
AUGAAGCUCGGCCGGAACGGCAGGCUCUUCUACCGCCUGUGCACGCUCGACAAGCAGCAGACGGCCUUCUCCAUGCACAUCAAGGGGGCGAUCGUGGAGUACCCGCUGGCCAGCAUGGAGCACAUCCGGCUCGGCUACGACCUCGCGGACUUCACGCACGUGCCCGUGUCCCUCCCCUCCGACGCCCUGGCCGCCGUGAUCGUGAUGGACGGUCGCAGCAUGAACCUCGUGUUCUCCUCGCCCACCGAGCGCGACGAGUUCGUGACCUGCAUGCUCGUGCUGAAGGAGCGCCACCGGCGCACCACCGGCGCUCCGGCGGCGGGCUGA